UCAGAAUUAGAAGAUUAGUGUCGUCUGCUAUCAAUUUGUAAGUUUUCUCCUUUCAAAAAAGAAGUGAAGAGAAGUUAUCAGUGAAUGAUAAUGAUAACUAUGGUGAACCAAACGAUAAUUUUUUGGGAAACUUUGCUGCACGAAACACAGCACAAGAAAUUUCAAAAAUAUAAUCAUCGUGUGAACUCUGGUCACGGCUCUUUAUAGAGUGGCUUGAUGGUUGAUGCACACUCCACACACUCCAUGCUUUUUAGCAGAUUUGUGAAAUGUUAGUUCCCUGACUAGCAUUUACCAUGCAUAAGCCCCCUGUCGAUGCAUUGCUGUUUCUUUGCACCAGUUUGCACUAUGUAACCUGUUCCUUUGUGCAGAUUGCAGCCAUCAUAACAACAAGGUAUGCCAGCUUUGCUACCUGUCAUCACCAGCAAUCUAAGUCUCAUCAUUGCUUGGAUAAACAGCAUCCCGUUUGAUUGGAGAAACCACCAAUGUCGGUCGAGUUACGGAUCUCCUCUUCCCCUUUGUUUAAAUGUCCACACCCAUGCGAGUGUGGGGGUAUUUACGAGGACACCCUUUUCCCUAUUCCACCUAUCCGGAUUCAACUUUUCUGCGGAUGGAGCACUUGUGGUUUGUGGAUGCCUGGCCGUAUUUCCCAGGCAUAAAGUUAGCCGUCGAUUCUGAAGACAAUGAAAGUCAACUACACAUGUCUUUUAUUGAUUUAAAAUCACAAGAUAAAUGGAAAUCGUGUUGCAAGGCCGCUGUGGAUUGCUGCUACCAAAUGCUUGGAUUUACGGAAUCAAGCGACGUUGCUAAUCAGAAUCAAAAUAUUAAUUUACUGGAUCGACAAAUGCACUCUGCAGCAAACGAAACUUCAUCAAAGUCGAAGUAUUGUCCCCCUACAUGGGAUGGUUGGACGUGUUGGCCACAAACCAGUCCGAAUCAAGUGGCUCUUGCUCAGUGCCCCCAUUUCAUCUAUUUUGAAACUGAGCCCCCAGCAUGUGCACGUAACGCCGAAAAGGUAUGCACGCUUGACGGGACAUGGUAUCGACGUGGAGAAACAGGUGCCUCUACAGAAAAAACGAAUUAUAGUCCUUGCAGUCCUGUCGGCACGUUAAAACAACGGGCACAUGUACACCUAUAUGCAUAUGCUGUCUCAGUUGCCACGCUUCUGCCCGCUAUUUUCAUCUUCUACUCCUACAAGCAGCUAAAUGUUUAUCGGAUACGGCUACAUAAGAACAUGUUCAUUUCCAUUUUACUGAACUCCAUACUCGUAAUAGUUUUCAAAGUUUUCAUGAUUUUACCACAAAUUGCGACUUCAGGCAAAAAAGAUUCUUACAUAAACCAGAAUGCACUGGUUUGUCGUCUGAUGUUAAUCACCGUGAAAUACCUGCGAUUAACUAAUUACGCGUGGAUGUUUUGUGAGGGCUUCUAUCUUCAUCGAUUAAUCGCUGCCGCAUUUGCUGAACAAAGCUGUUUCUCCGUCUUUUACGUUAUUGGCUGGGUUCUUCCGCUGUUCCCAAUUGGAAUCUAUGCCAUCAUACGUUCAAUAUGGUAUGACAGCCGCUGUUGGAUAGAACCGAUUGAAGCAUGGGAAUGGGUAUUGAACACACCCUGCCUAUUUUCUUUAGUGGUGAAUCUGAUUUUCUUAGUAAAUAUUAUUCGCAUAUUAGUAAUGAAACUAAGAUCCACAAAUACCGCUGAACCGAGCCAAUACAGGAAAGCAGUUCGAGCUACUCUGGUCUUAGUUCCCCUGUUUGGCCUUCAUUUUGUCGUGACCAUCUAUCGCCCGUCAAAAGAUGGUUGCGAUUGGAUAGAAUUUUAUCAUUAUGCGAACGCCUUACUCGACGGAUUACAAGGAUUCUUGGUUGCCAUCAUAUUUUGUUAUGGGAACGGCGAAGUUCACUACUUGUUGAAACGAUCUUACAGACGCUUUAAGGAACAGCGUUGUCUUAGAACAACCAGAAACAAUAGACGAAGAAGAACUGAACGGGGGCAAGAAGAAGAAGAGGGAGGGGCGGAAGGCAUUGGGUGCUCAGUUUUUCUUGGUCGGAGCAACUUUUCAACAACACACUUUUCUUUGGCAGAUUGCUCUCCCAAUCCACAUCAAAAACCACUAAUGACUACUAGUGGACGAAGCUCUGUAUCGGACGAAAGACAUUUCUUGAAUGAGGGAGAUUCUACGGUUAAUGUUGUCAGAAACAUAUUACCAGAACCUAGUGGGCAUGACAGCCUGUUAAAUUCGCACUUAAAAGCGUACAAUAGACAGGAAAUGUAUAAAUUGAAUUUGAGGAAUCCCCAUAUUAGGGAAACUUGCCUCGAUAAUGACAACUAACAACGGUCAUUCACAAAUUACCCUUUCAAUUUGGAUUUCCUGAUUUAACUUUUAAUCCAUAAUAAAAGAAGCUACCAACAAGAUUCGAAUUCAAAACUAAUUGACAUACCGAAAUAACCAACUUUGUCAAGUUUUACCGACUCUGCAAAAUCGUCAGUUGCGAGGCUUCGUUUGCUGUCAUAUAGUUUAGUGUUUUAUAAAUGGGUUAAAUGAUUUAAAAUUAACGUGUAAUUAUUCCCCUGCACAAUUUCAUGAAUGCGGCUUCUUGGGAAUUCUAUAUUAUUUAUUUACUGUGAAUAUUCAUAUUUUAUUUCAUUGUUUUUGUAACCAAUUCAUUAGUUCAGACAAAAAAGAUGUUAUUCCCAUUAACGUGUAGUAAACGGAAAAGUAGCUCGUGUUAAAC
Messenger RNA from Daphnia pulicaria, 2729 nucleotides. Its product is annotated as calcitonin gene-related peptide type 1 receptor-like. The transcript has 14 exons. Lineage: Eukaryota; Metazoa; Arthropoda; Branchiopoda; Diplostraca; Daphniidae. The coding region runs from base 524 to 2326 and encodes 600 amino acids. Gene Ontology annotation, biological process: cell surface receptor signaling pathway; adenylate cyclase-modulating G protein-coupled receptor signaling pathway. The record is from RefSeq and is a predicted model, not a curated record. Gene Ontology annotation, molecular function: G protein-coupled peptide receptor activity. Gene Ontology annotation, cellular component: plasma membrane.